GGCGCCCCGCAUUAAAAUGGCCGCCGCCUCUGCCGCCGCGGCCGCCGCGCGACGGCAGUUGGUGGGCAUGCUCCCUGAGUGCCCGGCGCCGGUAUGGCUGCCGCCCUCACAGCAGUGACUGUAAUUCUCGGCUUCCGGUCGUAGCCGGCCAGCGCUCACUGCUCUUCUGGAAGCUUGGCGGAGCCGGGGAGAGGUGCGGGUGAGCUGGGAGAGGUAGCGGCCAGCUUCCGCGCCCGCUCCCGACGGAGAAGAUGGCCGAGGGCGAGCGGCAGCCGCCGCCAGUGAUUUACUGUUUCUUGAGGACAUAGCCAGGCCUGGAGGCCACCUUCUCUGUGAAAUAGUGUCUGGAGGUCUCCAAAUCCCCUGGCAGUUUCCAUUUCCUCAUGACUGCUCCAGGCGGGCUCAGUUCCCUUGACGUUCUGGGCCUCUGUGGCUUUCUGUAUGCAGUGAUGACGAGUUUUAGAGGAAGGCAGCCGGGCAGGUUUACAUUAGGUGGAUCUCAUCAUCUUCUACCUUCCUGAGAGGUGCAUUUUUAAAGGAGAUGCUUACGGAACUACCACAUCUCCAAUGGCAGACGCAGGCUUAAGCUCUCUCUGAAACCUUGGCAGAUUCUUCAGAGGAGACCCCUCCAGCUACUCAGAACUUUAUCAUUCCAAAAAAGGAGAUCCACACAGUUCCUGAUAUGGGCAAAUGGAAGCGCUCUCAGGCAUAUGCUGACUACAUUGGCUUUAUCCUUACCCUCAAUGAAGGUGUGAAAGGGAAGAAGCUGACCUACGACUACAAAGUCUCUGAGGCCAUUGAGAAACUGGUGGCUCUUCUUGAUACGCUGGAUAGAUGGAUUGAUGAAACCCCGCCAGUGGACCAGCCUUCACGAUUUGGGAACAAGGCCUACAGGACCUGGUAUGCCAAACUUGAUCAGGAAGCAGAAAACCUGGUGGCCACAGUGGUCCCCCCCCACCUGGCAGCUGCUGUGCCCGAAGUGGCAGUUUACCUGAAGGAGGCUGUGGGGAACUCCACACGCAUUGACUAUGGCACAGGACACGAGGCUGCUUUUGCUGCUUUCCUCUGUUGUCUCUGCAAGAUUGGCGUGCUCCGGGUGGACGACCAGGUGGCUAUUGUCUUCAAGGUGUUUGAUAGGUAUCUUGAGGUUAUGCGGAAGUUGCAGAAGACGUACAGGAUGGAGCCUGCAGGCAGCCAGGGCGUGUGGGGUCUGGAUGACUUCCAGUUCCUGCCCUUCAUCUGGGGCAGCUCACAGCUCAUAGACCAUCCCCACCUGGAGCCCCGACAUUUUGUGGAUGAGAAGGCGGUGAGCGAGAACCACAAAGACUACAUGUUCCUGCAGUGCAUCCUAUUCAUCACCGAGAUGAAGACCGGCCCCUUUGCAGAGCACUCCAACCAGCUCUGGAACAUCAGUGCUGUCCCCUCCUGGUCUAAAGUGAACCAGGGCCUCAUCCGUAUGUAUAAGGCGGAGUGCCUGGAGAAGUUCCCUGUGAUCCAGCACUUCAAGUUCGGGAGCCUGCUGCCCAUCCAUCCAGUCACGUCAGGCUAGGAGAGGCUGAGCCACCAGAGCCACCCUGGCCAGGUUCCUGUGCCCUCUCUGACCCGGCGCCCUUCCCACCCACCUUCUGUUCUUUCUGUUUGAUGAGAGGCUGUUUACUGAGAUGGGUGCUAAGCAGGGCCUGAGUUGGGGGAAAUAACCAAAGUGUGGCCAGUUUUUGACUGUCCAUCUGGGUGGACAAAGAAGAGAGGGACUGGGACCUGUUCCCAGGCCUCCUGCCCAUCCCUGUCCUCCCUGCUUCCUUUCCCUCCUGCCCAGGCUCUUGUGAGACAAGGACCUCCUGCUCUUCCUACUGCUUUCCCUUUCCUUCCCAUGAUGUGAUGCCUCCUUAAGUGUAGAAAUGCUGGGCCUCCAGGGCCUGGCCGGUCAGCUUCCAGAGAGCUGUUUUCCACUGGCUAUCUGCUGUGGGGCUGGAGGGGGAGAGGCUGUCAGCAGCCGAGGGGAGGGUUGGGUUGGGGGAGAUGGUUGUAUAGGGGCCAUGAACGGUGAGGCUCGCCUUCUCAGGAUAGCCUCCUAGGCCCUGAGGGUACCUGUGCCUAUCCUUAUUCUGGCUUUUGUUCCUUGGCCCUUGCCUUUGCCAGGUUUCUUGACUGUUACCGUAAUGUUCCCCUUCCUGGGGAUAACCUAGCUAUGAAAGCUGCCCUGGGCUCCUGGGAAAGCCUGUUGAUUUCCAGAACUGUCUGGCAGAGGGAGAAUGGGAGAGUCUCAGGGAGGCAUUAGGGCUAUUGUGUCUGUUUAGAACCGGGUUUCCUUCAGUCAGUCUUAUGCCUACUGAUUCUUCUACCUCCUCCUGCUUUGUGUGGCCUUGAGCUUCACCUGAGUGAGGCCCUUGGCUUGCUUAUCUACUCUUGGGUAGGUUGUGGCUGGUGUGGGAGGGCAAAGAAGGUAACAGCUCCUCCCUCUUCCCUUAAUGAGAUGAGGUAAGUGGUGCCCUGGGCCUGGGCAUAGACUUGGAAUCGUAGGACUGCUGAGGGGAAUCGCCCAGUGCUAUGGCUGCGCUGGUACCUGCAGGCGUCCCUGUCCCACUUGGGCCUGCCCUUCUGCGCUGCCCAUCUGUGUCUGUCCACAGAGCCUUUGGGGAGUGGACACUCUGAAGCACAACUCAGGGGCUUGGCCAGGGAUUAACAGUGAUCUGGACAGAGCUGGAACUGAAGUCAUCAGAGUCACAGGCAGUUUCCCAGGAAAGGCCCAGUGCCAGCUUCCUUUCCAGGGCCAGGCCACUGCCUUCCUGGCUCCCUCCCCUGUUCCUGGGUCCCUAGCCCUGCGCCUUCCUUGCUGUUUGGAUUAAAGCCUCUGUUUUACACCUGG
This is a messenger RNA of Meriones unguiculatus (Mongolian gerbil), 2866 nucleotides long. RefSeq names its product protein phosphatase 2 phosphatase activator (gene Ptpa). The coding region runs from base 683 to 1549 and encodes 288 amino acids. NCBI's taxonomy places the organism in Eukaryota, Metazoa, Chordata, Mammalia, Rodentia, Muridae. The transcript has 12 exons. Gene Ontology annotation, molecular function: peptidyl-prolyl cis-trans isomerase activity; protein tyrosine phosphatase activator activity. Gene Ontology annotation, cellular component: protein phosphatase type 2A complex; nucleus; cytoplasm. Gene Ontology annotation, biological process: mitotic spindle organization. The record is from RefSeq and is a predicted model, not a curated record.